Bacidia gigantensis is the source of this 507-nucleotide messenger RNA. RefSeq lists its product as uncharacterized. The coding region runs from base 1 to 507 and encodes 168 amino acids. The record is from RefSeq and is a predicted model, not a curated record. The transcript has a single exon. Gene Ontology annotation, cellular component: endoplasmic reticulum membrane. NCBI's taxonomy places the organism in Eukaryota, Fungi, Ascomycota, Lecanoromycetes, Lecanorales, Ramalinaceae. Gene Ontology annotation, biological process: endoplasmic reticulum to Golgi vesicle-mediated transport.
AUGGAGAGGCAUUUGAAAGUCUUACACGAAUCUCCUCUUCUCAUUCCCCGCAUUCUCCACACCGUCGUUGGCACCGGCCUCUUGGGGUUCUUUCUGAAACUCUACAAACCAAGCGAGUCCAAUGCGCUCUUCGAUGGUGCCUCUUUGGUUCUGUACAUGGUUGCGCUGAUCAUUUAUCUUGCCAACACCAUUCCAGGAUUGAGGGAGGUGACCUCGGGCAGUUACGACAUGGAAAUAGUUGGCGGUGAGGGCGCAAUUGGUAAUAAAGACAUAAAGCCCGGAGAGGAAAAACCAUUAGGCAAGGCAGACAGCUUACGAGUGCUUGCGGCAAGUAACACGAUUCAAGCCUUGGUUCUGCUUGGCGUAUUGGUGCUGCAAGCAGGACAGUGGUAUGCAGAUCGAAAGCAGCGGGAAGAAAUGGAGGAGAGUGCUAAGGAAAGAGAGACCAGAGCUGGAAAGAGCGAGGGUGGAAAACAUAGAAGUCCAGUCGGCAAGAAGAAAGUGUGA